Scatophagus argus is the source of this 2697-nucleotide messenger RNA. RefSeq names its product phosphoribosyl pyrophosphate synthase-associated protein 2. The record is from RefSeq and is a predicted model, not a curated record. NCBI's taxonomy places the organism in Eukaryota, Metazoa, Chordata, Actinopteri, Scatophagidae. Gene Ontology annotation, biological process: 5-phosphoribose 1-diphosphate biosynthetic process; purine nucleotide biosynthetic process. Gene Ontology annotation, cellular component: cytoplasm; ribose phosphate diphosphokinase complex. The coding region runs from base 281 to 1354 and encodes 357 amino acids. Gene Ontology annotation, molecular function: ribose phosphate diphosphokinase activity; magnesium ion binding. The transcript is spliced from 12 exons.
CAUCAAAUGCAACAUCGCAAGCAGUCGGAGUGAGGGGAACAGGUUGAAAAGAGCUGGAGGCUUGUAUAUUCAAAUACUGUUGGUUGCAGUUUGUCGUCGGAUCUAACACGCAAGCUGGUUCAGCAGUUAAAACAUUUAUGAGCUUUCUUAAAAGAGGAAAGCCAUCCUCACCAGGAUUUAGGAGAACCACACAAUAUAUUAGGAAGGGCUCAGUGCAGCGUGGGUGCCCAGGGAUCCACUGCCUGAGUGUGGGGAGAGCAGCGGCCGAAACCCCAGAGACAUGAACCACACCAAGGGUGGCCUGGUCAUCUUCACCGCCAACUCGCACCCCUCUAGCCGUGAGCUGGGCAAGAGGAUUGCAGAGCGGUUAGGGGUGGAGCUUGGUAAGGUGCAGGUGUAUCAGGAAGCUAACAGAGAAACGCGGGUACAGAUCCAGGAGUCGGUGCGAGGCAAAGACGUCUUUGUCAUCCAGACAGUGUCCAAAGAUGUGAACACCACCAUAAUGGAGAUGCUGAUCAUGGUGUACGCAUGCAGGACGUCCUGUGCCAGAAGCAUCACAGGCGUCCUCCCUUACUUCCCCUACAGCAAGCAGUGUAAGAUGAGAAAGAGGGGCUCCAUUGUCUCCAAGCUUAUUGCCUCUAUGAUGUGUAAAGCUGGUCUCACGCACCUGAUCACCAUGGACCUCCAUCAGAAAGAGAUUCAGGGCUUCUUCAACAUCCCGGUGGACAAUCUAAGAGCCUCCCCGUUCCUGCUGCAGUACAUACAGGAAGAGAUCCCUGACUACAGAAAUGCUGUGAUUGUGGCCAAAUCCCCAGCCUCUGCCAAAAGGGCUCAGUCGUUUGCUGAGCGGCUGCGUCUGGGUAUAGCCGUGAUCCACGGUGAAGCCCAGGAUGCAGAGUCAGACCAGGUAGACGGGCGACAUUCCCCACCCACCGUCAAGACCACCGGAGCCAUUCACCCCAGCAUGGAGAUACCAUUGUUGAUCCCUAAAGAGAAGCCACCCAUCACUGUGGUGGGAGAUGUGGGAGGACGCAUCGCCAUCAUAGUGGAUGACAUCAUUGACGACGUGGGCAGUUUUGUGGCAGCAGCAGAGACACUGAAGGAAAGAGGGGCCUAUAAGAUUUUCGUCAUGGCGACGCACGGCAUCCUGUCCUGCGAGGCCCCAAGGUUCAUAGAGGAGUCGGCCAUUGAUGAGGUGGUGGUGACCAACACGAUCCCUCACGAGCUCCAAAAGCUCCAGUGUCCAAAGAUCAAAACGGUGGACAUCAGCAUGAUCCUGUCAGAGGCCAUCCGCCGCAUCCACAACGGAGAGUCCAUGUCCUACCUGUUCCGCAACAUCGGGGUGGACGACUGAACAACCGGUCUCUCUCACACACAGACACGCGUACCAUUUGCCUUUUCAGAUGUAUUCAGAAACAUAGUGGUGAAUGUCAAACACUGAAAUUGCUACAGACACAAGAAUUCCCCUUUCCUUCUUUUAUCCUAACAUUCAGAUUUAAACGCCUUUCCUUUGAGUGCAGCUUAACAUAAAAAAUGACUGAACACAAACGCUAGUUUUGUUUUGUAUCUGUGACCAAACACACACCGAUCAGUGUCUCCAGUGGCUGACUUCUUGUCAAACAGUACACAUCUUUGUCUUUUGGUUUUUUGUACCCUCAUCUCUUUCUGUCUUUAGCCACCUCUCCAUGUUCCUUCGUAUGUGUAUCCAUAGAAAUUAAUGCUGAUGUUAAAUCUUAGCGUUAGAACAUGAUGUUUGCUGGCAUCGAAUGUCUCUUGCAGUACAAUCUCCUUUACCAAUAUUAUCAGAAAGAGAGCCGGUGCCUUCUACAGGACGUACUCGCAACACACGGGCCCUCACUACUCUGACACACAGCUGUGUUUCAGCUAAUAGAGCUAAUUCAUUGUGGCCCUUGUAAUUAAUCCAGGAAUAUGUAGGACCACAGCUAAUUGUGCAGAGUACUGAGUGCAUGAGUCCAUCUCGGUUUUGUUUAUUUAUGUUGUGAGUGAAUGUGCUACUAAUAUAGUUAGAUUAGACUCCUGCCAGAUAGCCAUAUGUCUGCAUGGUUGCCAUAGCAUUUAGAUGCUAAUCUGGUGUCAAAUGUACUAAUUGCUAAACUGAACUGGAAUUGAAACAGGAAAUAUUUUUUCAGUGUGGUUAAUUGGAAGUUAGAAAACAUUGUAUGGCAGCACACUUGUCAAAUACGUCUUCAUCCAUAUAGCAUUGCGUGCCAUUGUUUAAAUGCCUGCUCAUGUUUUUAUUUGUUCAUGCCCCAAACGAGCAGUUCGCUCUCGGCUAGAGGACACCGAUUCAAAAGCAGUCCUCAAAUGGCUCCUUCUUUUAAAAACUUUCAGUUCCACAUUUGAAGUCACUGCAGUUCUAAUUUCUGUUUAGUAUUGGAAGGUUGUGUGUAAUCAUUCGGAGAUGGACAGAUGAAUUCCUUGAUCCUGAGAAUCAGUAUGAAGGAGAAGAGAUGGAUGAAGUUGAACACUUAUGUUUAGUUCAAAAAAAAAAAAAGAUAAAAAGAAAUUUCCAAACUGCAGCUAAAGCAUAGAAAGUUAAUAGAAUUUUUUUUUUUUCUGAUGAGCAAAACUUGACUGAAGCAGGUCUUUGUCACUUUACCAGGUGUGUUCCAAAAAUGUUUUGUAUUUAUUUUGAGCACUUAAUACGAAUAAAUAUGACCUGUGAAGGUAAAGAAU